Messenger RNA from Magallana angulata, 1662 nucleotides. Its product is annotated as cell death abnormality protein 1-like. NCBI's taxonomy places the organism in Eukaryota, Metazoa, Mollusca, Bivalvia, Ostreida, Ostreidae. The transcript has 12 exons. The record is from RefSeq and is a predicted model, not a curated record. Gene Ontology annotation, molecular function: scavenger receptor activity. Bases 1 to 1662 code for a protein of 553 amino acids.
AUGUUAUCUGUGAUUUUUUACAUGGGACUUUUGGCGAUUUCAAAGGCUUAUGUUAACGUUGCCGUUAACAAACCAGCAUACCAGCAGUACCCUCUAUAUGACGGUAAGGACACGUAUAACGCCAGUAACGCUGUUGACGGACGUAAAUCUAACCUAAGCUUGAACGGAGGUCAAUGUGCUGUAUCAUGGGCCUCAACAACCGCCACCUGGUGGGUAAACCUGACCAGCAUCCACAGUAUUCAUCACAUCACUAUCUACUUCAGGACGGACAAUAACGAUUCCAUGUUUCGGGCGUACAUAGCAGAGGAUUUACUUGGAUUCUCUGUGUAUGUCUCCAAUACCACGGGUAGAUCACAGGGAACGUUGUGUUUCAAGGACGACAGCUUCACAAUACACACAAUGCCUCCUGUCAUCACAGCAAACUGUUUUGUCCAUGGACAAUAUGUCAUCUACUACAACGAGAGACUACCAGGAGUUGUCUACCCUGACGGUCAUAAUAGAUAUGUUGCCAGUUUACUGUGUGAAGUAGAAGUGUAUGGAUGUCCAGAUACAGGGUUUUACGGAUCUAACUGCUCCAUUCCCUGUCCAGAUGUCAACUGUCAGUACUGUCACAUAGAGACGGGCUAUAGCCAGUGUUGUAAACCUGGGUACCAAGGUCAUCAAUGUGAAUUAGUGUGUCCAUCAGGAUCCUAUGGCGCUGCAUGCAAUUUUACGUGUGGAAACUGUCGUGACGUGAACCAGUGUGACCAUGUUACUGGAGCAUGUUUAACUGGAUGUAGUGCUGGUUAUAUGGGGGAUUUAUGUAAAACACCUUGUCCUUCUGGAUUCUUUGGGCAAAACUGUUCGGAGAUAUGCAAAGACACCUGUUCAGGAUGUAAUAAUUUCAAUGGUUUGUGUGACUCUGGAUGUAUCCCUGGUUGGAUGGGUGACCUCUGUAAUAAAGAAUGUGCAAAAGGAUCGUAUGGCACUCGCUGUAAUGAAACAUGUGGAAACUGCCGCGAUGUAAACGAGUGUUCAAAUUUCAAUGGAACUUGUUUGACCGGAUGUGAUGCUGGUUUUGAAGGAAACUUAUGUAGAACAAUCUGUGCCAGCGGUUUAUACGGCGUUGACUGCAAAGACAUUUGUGGAAACUGCCGUGAUAUUGACCUAUGCUUUCAUACAAACGGAACAUGCUUAACUGGAUGUGCUGAUGGUUACCAGGGAGACUUGUGUAAAACACCUUGCCCACUUGGUUUUUUUGGAAAAGACUGCAUUAAGAAAUGCACGGAAACGUGUCUAGGGUGUAUAAAUGUCAAUGGUUUAUGUGCUGCUGGGUGUCUUCCGGGCUGGAUAGGAAACUUUUGCGAUAAAGAGUGUCAUACAGGAUUUUUUGGCGUCUCAUGCAAAAAGACAUGCGGAAACUGUCAUGAUUUAAAACAAUGUGACCACACUAAUGGUACAUGCUUAACUGGAUGUGUGUCUGGUUAUAUGGGGGAUAUGUGUCAAACACGUUGCCAACCUGGAUUUUUUGGACGAGACUGCUCUGAGAAAUGCAUCGACACAUGCAAUGGAUGUAAUGAUGUCAAUGGUCUGUGUGACUAUGGUUGUAUACCUGGCUGGAUAGGAUAUUUCUGCAAUAAAGGUAUUGAUCAGAAUAAUACAUGCCGUAGGGCAAAUUUCUAA